Phytophthora sojae is the source of this 165-nucleotide messenger RNA. RefSeq lists its product as hypothetical. The annotation marks the transcript as partial. The record is from RefSeq and is a predicted model, not a curated record. NCBI's taxonomy places the organism in Eukaryota, Oomycota, Peronosporomycetes, Peronosporales, Peronosporaceae. The transcript has a single exon.
UACCGGUUUCCCAGCCGAUCUCUAGGCGUCAUCGGCCCUUUCAGGUCCGAGCAUAUCACACCACCAAUGCGGUCUAUGGGCGAGUGUGCACCAUUGUCCUUCUGCGGUUGCCUCCCUUUGCUCUGUUUGCAUCCUGCGCAAGUCAGGCAGUUCACGCGCUUGUGA